Messenger RNA from Helianthus annuus (common sunflower), 588 nucleotides. RefSeq lists its product as uncharacterized. The transcript has a single exon. Bases 1 to 588 code for a protein of 195 amino acids. NCBI's taxonomy places the organism in Eukaryota, Viridiplantae, Streptophyta, Magnoliopsida, Asterales, Asteraceae. The record is from RefSeq and is a predicted model, not a curated record.
AUGUCUUGGGUCCGGUUGUUUCAACUUCAUUGUCGCGGUUACAGGGUCAUCUACGGUACGCCGCCUCCUGCUGAGACCGAUCCUACGUAUGAUUCGUGGAUGGAAAUCGAUCCCAUCGUCCUCCAAUGGAUCUAUGGUACUUUAUCAGAUGACUUGCUUGGUCGUGUUCUCUUUGGCACACCCACUGCGCAUCAAGUGUGGACCCGUGUUCAGAAUUUGUUUCACAACAAUAAAGGAGCGCGGAUCGCUGCCUUAGAACAUGACUUUGCAAAUAUUACCCUUAAGUCCCAACCCUCCUUGGAAGCAUACUUUCAGAAGUUGCGAGAAAUUGUUGAUCAACUGAAUGAUCUCUUUGACACACCCAUUGGUUACAAGCGCCUGGUGUUACAAAUGGUGCGGAGUUUACCUACCGAGUUCGACACCAAGGGCUCGAUCAUCAAUCAAGCUCUCCCGCUUUGGGAAGAAGCUUGUGAGAUGUUACUUAAUGACCAGAAAUGUCGCACUGCUCGCGACCUUCUUCACGGGUCUUCAGUCGUUGCUUCCGCCCAAACAAACCCACGUGAACCACCCGCUUCCGCCCCUACCUAG